Messenger RNA from Anolis carolinensis (green anole), 3485 nucleotides. RefSeq names its product internexin neuronal intermediate filament protein alpha (gene ina). Gene Ontology annotation, biological process: intermediate filament organization. Gene Ontology annotation, cellular component: cytoplasm; intermediate filament; postsynaptic intermediate filament cytoskeleton. The record is from RefSeq and is a predicted model, not a curated record. Gene Ontology annotation, molecular function: structural constituent of postsynaptic intermediate filament cytoskeleton. Bases 168 to 1589 code for a protein of 473 amino acids. NCBI's taxonomy places the organism in Eukaryota, Metazoa, Chordata, Lepidosauria, Squamata, Anolidae. The transcript is spliced from 3 exons.
AUUCUGAAAGGUGGACUGAGAUGUGCUAGAAGACCGGAGCUCCCUCUCCAUCCUCCUCGCCUUCCUCCUGCGCCAGAGCCCCCGCUUUUCCGCAGCGCGGACGGACGCCCCGCCUCCCGCCUUCAAAAGCGAGGGCGCGCCGGGGCGCCGCUCCAGAAGCCUCCAGGAUGAACUUCGGAUCGGACGCGUCCUACCUGUCCUCCUCCUCCUCCUCCUACCGGAAGGUCUUCGGGGAGGCGUCCCGCUAUUCCUCGCACCGGCUGGGCUCGUUGCGGGGCUAUGGGGCGCCCUCCGGCCCGGCCUCGUUCCGCCUGGAGGCGCUGGAGCUGAGCCAGGCCUCGACGCUGGGCGAGGAGCUCCGCCUGGCGCGCACCAGCGAGAAGGAGCAGCUGCAGGGCCUGAACGACCGCUUCGCCGGCUACAUCGAGAAGGUGCGGCAGCUGGAGCAGCGCAACAAAGCGCUAGAGGCCGAGCUGGGCGCCGCCCGGCAGCGCGCCGCGGAGCAGCCCCGCUUGGCCGAGCUCUUCCAGGCGGAGCUGCGGGAGGUGCGGGCGCGGCUGGAGGGCUGCGAGGCGGCGCGGGCGGAGGCGGCGCUGGAGCGGGAGCGCCUGGCGGAGGAGGCGGAGCGGCUGCGGGCGGCGGGCGAGGCGGAGGUGGCGGCGCGGGCCGAGGCGGAGGCGGCGCUGCGGGUCAAGCAGCGGGAGGGCGAGAGCGCCGCCUUGGCCCGCCUGGCCCUGGAGCGCAAGCUGGAGGCGCUGCUGGACGAGCUGGCCUUCGUGCGCCAGGCCCACGCCGAGGAGCUGGCCGAGCUGCAGCGCCCGCCGCCCGCCCCCGCCCAGCUCCCCUCCCAGGCCCCGCGCCCCGAGCUGGCCGGCGCCCUCAAGGAGCUCCGCGCCCAGUACGAGGGCCUGGCCGCACGCAACCUCCAGGCCGCCGAGGAGUGGUUCCGCGGCAAGUGCGCCUCCCUCAGCGAGCAGGCCGCCCGAGGCGCAGAGGCCGUCCGCGCCAGCCGGGACGAGGCCGGCGAGUACCGCCGACAGCUCCAGGCCCGCAGCCUCGAGGCCGAGAGCCUCCGCGGAGCCAACGAGGCCCUCGAGAGGCAGCUCCACGACGCCGAGGAGAGGCACCACGCCGAGGCCAUGGGCCUCCAGGACAACAUCAAUCAGCUGGAAAGUGAACUGAGGGAAACAAAGAGUGAAAUGGCUCGGCACCUGAGGGAAUAUCAAGAUUUACUCAAUGUCAAGAUGGCACUGGAUAUAGAGAUAGCAGCAUACAGGAAACUGUUGGAAGGUGAAGAGACACGUUUUAGCACUUCAAGCAUCAACAUCUCACCUAUGAAUCCUAUUUCCAACCCUAUUUAUUCCUUCCAACCUAGGUUCUUCAGUUCAUCUGUAGGUAGCAGCUCUAAAAUGUCCUCCACCCUUUCUUGUAAGAAAGAGGAGAAAGAAGAGGCUAAGCUGGCCUCAAAAAUGUCCUCAAACCAAGGAGGGGAAGCCUUUGCUGAAGUGAUUGAGGAGACCAUAACAUCCACCAAGAAAACUGAAAUAACAAAUCUGGAAGAACGGAACGUGGCAACCCCCAAAAUGUAACCUGUUACCUUAAGUACAGCUAGCCUUUAAGGGGGAACAAUACAGCUCUUAGACUUCUAAAUUUCCUCUACCCAAAGGUGCUUACCCUUUUGUGUACACAUGUUCUGAAGUUUCACAUCACUAGACUAAUUCAGUAGGAUCACCACAUUAAUGGAUUCAGACAGAUGGGUUGGAGUCUGAAAGCUUACCAUGGAAAAGCUCUGAAAAGAAACUACUGGUAAUUUGCAAACUACUUAGCUGUAUGAUAGUCGGAGCUCACAAUUUCUAAAUUGAGUAGAGUGAGAUUCCAAAACACACAUUUACAGCCCCUCUUAAUGUCUCAGAGCUUAUUCAUACUUCUGAUAUCCCUGAAUUUGCCAUCCACUCUCAACUGAAAAGUGAACAUGGCAUUUUGGUGGUAGUACUGGGGAACGUCACCUUAAUGAAGUGCAGUUCAUUUCCAUCACUUGCCUCUUCAGGCAAAGAAUUCAUGGAUAACUGAAUGCUGCUUUACUUGAUUCCCAGUCUUUGGGGAACACAGUGCCAGAUUUUUUGCCAGCCUUGCUAUUCCAUUUGUGAAUUUUAUGAAGAAGCACAAUGCGUAUAGAAAUUUGGCACAAUCAGCUAACUUCUAAUGUGUGAGUUUGCUUAGGAAGAUGGGAUCUAUAGCAUACCGCACAAUUCAGUGAAAUCAAGGUUGUUCCAUUGAUAUAUAAGGAAAUUUGUAUUUAGCUGCAAUUAAAAUGUCAUGAAGAAGCACUUAAUAUAUUUUCCGUACGCUGGGAUUAUUCCCAGCUAUUUGAUCAAGCUAAGUCUAGUGUAUUCUUCCCCUUUAAAAAAGUCUACAUGAUCAAACAAUUAGAACUCUUUGAUUAGAAAGGUGCAUGUCCAGCCAUUUCUGUGAUUACCCAUGGGCCACUGUUCUCACCAUUUCUUGUGUCAUAUUAGCAAUUAUGUAGAAUCAGUAGUGCCAGCUAUUGAAGAAUUAAAGGUGCUGUAACUAGAUUUUAGUCAUAGCCUCCUAUCAAAAUAUGGCUAAAAGAAAAAGGUUCACGUUCUUGAAUUAUCUGGAAGCACAAUGUCUUGUUGUUUCAAAAGUAGAGACACUUGCUACUUCCUAUUGCUACACUCAACAAUUUAAUAUCAUAAAUAGCUCUGCUUUUGAUUCACAAAUAGGAGUGUAGAUUAUACCAGCUGCUUAUUUCUUUGUUAUUGAAAGCAAUAGUGUUUCUAUGUGCUAUACUGAUAUAAGGUUUGUUAAAAGAUUUUUCUGUAAUGUAUUUUCUUAAAUACAUUCACUGGCGCAUGUUAAGCUCACUAGUGAAUUAUAGUUACUCUUCUGACCUUUUUUUUGGACAGGUUAAAUGGAGCGCAUUUGUUUGGCUGUGCUUGCCAGACUUGGAAGUAAUGCAGCUGAAUGCACACAUAAACACACACAAAUCACUUCUGUUUGAUAAACAACUGGUGCUGUAGACUGCUAAGUAGACUUCUGAUCUUUUCCAAAAAGAGUUAUCACUGGGAGGAAAGAUUCACACCUUUGUCUCUUCCCCCACACCCAAAAAGAAGAGUUCUGAUACAGUAGAAUCUAUUUUCCACCUUGGUCUCCCAGUCUUCAGUAAACAUCUUCAGUCUAUUAUUUGAAUAUGUGCCAAGUUUUAUAUAAAAUUUACUAAUGUAGAUUUUAUUUCAAUGCCUUAAAUUUGCCAGCAAAAUUGCUUUCUGCAGAAGCUGAAGACUGUGUGUAAUGUGAAGUGUUUGUACUGAUGCAUUCUGCCACAACAUUUGAGAACACAAAACCAUUAUGUGUUAUCCAUGUGACUGCAAUAGUUCCUUGAACUGAGAGAAAGUGUUUGCUCACAUUCUUUCCUUCUCCUCUGUAAGGCACAAAUAAAUAAAAGAUGAUAUAACUUUAAGAAA